This is a messenger RNA of Iphiclides podalirius (scarce swallowtail), 219 nucleotides long. The record is from the annotation of a GenBank genome assembly. NCBI's taxonomy places the organism in Eukaryota, Metazoa, Arthropoda, Insecta, Lepidoptera, Papilionidae.
AUGAAUAGGUUGCUUCCGGUAAAUUCGCUGUCCAAGCGGCUAAGCAAUUGUAGCUAUUCGAAAUGCGCCGAGAAGCCGGGCUACGGGCCCCCGCCGGUGCAGCGGACGGUGAUGCUGAACGGGAACAAGGUGGCGGCGGCGAGGCACCUGGGCGCCCCAAUCGGCGCUUGCACUAUCAUGUUCCAGGUCAGCGCCAACCUCGGUACAUGCCGUACAGAU